This is a messenger RNA of Suillus subaureus, 756 nucleotides long. RefSeq lists its product as uncharacterized. The record is from RefSeq and is a predicted model, not a curated record. Bases 1 to 756 code for a protein of 251 amino acids. The transcript is spliced from 2 exons. NCBI's taxonomy places the organism in Eukaryota, Fungi, Basidiomycota, Agaricomycetes, Boletales, Suillaceae.
AUGGUCUAUUCCUCAAGUUUACCUCCAUCACCAAACCUCAUUGCGGAAGACUCGCAUGAUGUUAUAACAGACAUUCAAGAUCUGGAUUUCAACUACUACCAAGAUGACACGACUCUAUUGGACGAAGGCAACAGUUGUAACAAUGAUAUUUUUUAUGAUGAUGAUCUUGAUCACCCUCACUCUCUGUCUCCACCAUCUCGCCCACAAUCCACCAGUCCCAAGUUCAUCGAAAAUGUUGAUAAUGCACCAAUGAAUCCCAGUGCCGACAACCCAGUCCCUCCCACGAUGAACCAUGCUGGCUCUGGUGCUGAUGAUGAGGAUCUGCUUCAAGAGCUUGCAGCAAUUGCUCACAUUAUUGGAUCUUCGACAGUCGCCGAGGCCACCAAUCAGAUUCAAGACGGCCUGGAUCUUAUUGAGCUUUGUGGUGCAUUACCGACAUUCCCCAUUCCUCGACGCUCGAUCAUCACCGUGAAGAAACACUUAGGACUCCAAAUGGAUGACUAUGUUUUGAGGAUCCCUAUAUGUGAUGUAUGCUACAAACGCUACUCUCUCGAUGACAUUCAGAAACUUGACACCCCUAUAUGCACGGUCUCUCGUUGCAAAGGGAAUGUGUAUCGUACCAAAUGUGAACAUACAGACCCUGCAACAGGUGAAGAUUGGUUCAAGCGUAUCCCUGUAAAGGUCCUCGUUUAUUGCCCCAUAAUCAAAGCAGUACAGCACUUCCUUCUGAGGUCAACAUUUGUCACCAAUCUAUGA